AUGAUGAAAAUUAUGCCCGACGAGGAGCUGGAAAAGUGCGGCGUCAAAAUAGAGCUCGUCGACGAUAACUUGACCGAGAUGCGUGCCGAAAUCGCCGGCCCCCCCGACACACCAUACGAAGGAGGAAAGUUCGAUCUGGAAAUCAAAGUGGACACCGCAUAUCCGUAUAUGCCGCCAAAGAUCCGCUUUAAGAACCGCCUGUGGCACCCAAACGUUUGCUCUGCAACUGGCGUCAUUUGCCCGGAUAUGCUCGAUAAAAACUGGACACCGGCAAUGUCGCUGCGCACAGUGAUGCUUGCUCUGCAGGCCAUGCUGGCCGAUGCUGAACUCAACAAUCCGCUGGUCGUUCUGGUUGCAUGCCAGUACAUAAACAAUUACGAUCAGUAUUGGAAAACCGCUGAGCACUGGACAAAGGUUUACGCAGGCGGUCCGCGCUCUCAACCCGACUGUGAUGAGAAAAUUCAAUGCCUCAAGGCCAUGGGCGUCCACGAGAUUAUAGCGCGCAACCUUCUCUCCAUGUAUAACUGGAACUUGGAGAAGGCUAGCGAAAGAGUCUCUUCAAAUUAA
Molecule: messenger RNA, 567 nt
Organism: Drosophila subobscura
Lineage: Eukaryota; Metazoa; Arthropoda; Insecta; Diptera; Drosophilidae
Product: ubiquitin-conjugating enzyme E2-22 kDa-like
Exons: 3
Coding region: 1-567 (188 amino acids)
Source: RefSeq, a predicted model, not a curated record